CUGCCAACGCAAGGUAAGGUUGAACCUCGAAGUUGGGCCUGUCAAACCGCUCAUUACCGAACGUGCAGCGUUGCGCAACUAGCUAAACGCAGCAUAACCUUCAUCACCACCGUCCGCCAUGGUCAAGAUCGUUCCCGGCAGCGACGGCACGCCGCUGAACGUGCUCGAGUACGAAGAAUAUGCUAAGGAAUACCUCCCCAAGAACGCAUACGACUACUACGCGUCUGGCGCUGACGAUAUGGUGACGCUCAAGGAGAACCGCGAGGCUUUUAAGCGUCUAGUGCUGCACCCGCGUGUACUCCGUGACGUAUCCAACAUGGACAUCAGCACGACGCUGCUGGGCCACCGCAUCAGCUCUCCAGUCUGCGUGGCGCCCUCGGCCAUGCACCGUAUGGCACACCCGGACGGCGAGAUCGCCAGCACGUCAGCCACAGCCAAGGCAGAUACGUGCUACAUCCUCAGUACCAUCUCCACCACCAGCCUCGAGGACGUCGCCAAGGCCAACAGCCAGGCGAACCCCAACGCUCUGCGCUGGUACCAGCUGUAUGUAUUCAAGGACCGCGAGAUCACGCGCGGCCUCGUAAAGCGCGCCGAGAAGGCUGGCUACAAGGCCAUCGUACUCACCGUAGACACACCCAUGCUUGGUCACCGUGAGCCGGAUGUGCGCAACCGCUUCAGUCUGCCCAAUCACCUCACAAUGGCCAACUUCGCUGAAGUGGGAGGUGAUCACGAGCACGGCGUCAGCAGCCUCAAGGACUCUGGACUCGCCCACUACGUCAGCGAACUCUUCGACCUCACGCUCAACUGGAACGACGUCAAGUGGCUCAAGAGCAUCACUAGUCUACCAGUCGUCGUUAAGGGCGUGCUCAGCCCCGAGGACGCCAAGAUCGCCGUCGAUUUGGGCUGCGAAGGUGUCCUCGUGUCCAACCACGGCGCCCGGCAACUCGACGGUGUGGCCGCGACCAUUGAUGCACUACCGGCCAUCGUCAAGGCCGUGGACGGCCGCGCCGAAGUGUACCUGGAUGGCGGUGUUCGUCGCGGAACAGAUGUGUUCAAGGCUCUGGCACUUGGUGCCCGUGCAGUCUUCCUUGGCCGCCCAGUUCUUUUUGGCUUGGCGCACAGUGGCGAGGCUGGAGUCUCCAAUGUGCUUCGUAUCCUCAACGAUGAAUUGAAACAUGCGAUGUUGUUCUCCGGUACUGCUAAGCUCGCUGACAUUGGCCCUGCUUACGUUCGUCGUGGAGUGCCUCCUCUUCCGUCGUCGCUGUAAGAAGUGUACAUGCCGACACUACUUCCGUUUGUUGAUAUCAAAUUAAUCCUGAACGAACGUAAUAACAACACGCUCAAGUUUGUCACUACG
This is a messenger RNA of Phytophthora nicotianae INRA-310, 1357 nucleotides long. RefSeq lists its product as hypothetical. NCBI's taxonomy places the organism in Eukaryota, Oomycota, Peronosporomycetes, Peronosporales, Peronosporaceae. Gene Ontology annotation, molecular function: oxidoreductase activity; FMN binding. The transcript has 3 exons. The record is from RefSeq and is a predicted model, not a curated record. The coding region runs from base 119 to 1267 and encodes 382 amino acids.